AUGUUACUGUUUUGUCCAACCUGUGGGAAUGUUUUAAUAGUCGAAGAAGGACAGAAGUGCAUGAGAUUCGCGUGUAACACUUGUCCCUACGUACACAACAUCACGAGAAAGGCGAGUUUCGCGUGUUUUGCCUUCCUGCAGGUGAAUUAUCGGAAAUACCCAAAGUUAAAAGAGGUGGAUGACGUGCUUGGUGGGGCAGCAGCAUGGGAAAACGUGGAUUCAACUCCAGAAAAAUGCCCCAAAUGUGAGCAUCCUCGAGCAUAUUUCAUGCAGAUCCAGACCAGAUCAGCCGAUGAGCCAAUGACGACUUUCUACAAAUGCUGCAACGCCCAGUGUGGACAUCGGUGGAGAGAUUAA
Menidia menidia (Atlantic silverside) is the source of this 357-nucleotide messenger RNA. Lineage: Eukaryota; Metazoa; Chordata; Actinopteri; Atheriniformes; Atherinopsidae. The record is from the annotation of a GenBank genome assembly.